AUGACCAACACCGAACAUGACCAGCUAGUGCUGGAUGAGUUUAAGCGAAACAUUAAGAUGCUGGACGGACGCUACGAAGUGGCCUUGCCAUGGAAAAGUCUCAAGGGGGAGCUAGGCAGCAACCUUGAAGUCGCCGAAAAGCGGUUGCAAGGGCUUGUGAAACGUUUAGCCCACAGUGACGCCGCCAUCCAGCAGUACGACGAGGUCAUCCGGAACUACCUAACAAACGGGCACGCGGAGGUAGUCACCACCAACUGCGCGAAGCCUGGGCGGAUCUACUACAUGCCUCACAGAGCUGUGGUCCGUAACGAGUCAUCAACCACAAAGGUUCGAGUGGUGUUCGAAGCCUCGUCGCACGCGCCAGGUGUUCCUUCACUCAACGAUCAUCUGGAGAAAGGCCCGAAAUUAGGAGCAGAUCUAAUUCCCGUAUUGCUGCGCUUCAGAUUACACAAAGUAGCAAUCACCGCUGACAUUCAAAAGGCGUUCCUGCAGAUUGGCAUCAAAGAUGAAGACAGGAAUGCGCUGAGGUUUUUGUGGUUCUCUCAAGCUCCAUCGCAGAACAACCCACACCCAGACGUCCAGUGCUGGAGAAUGACAAGGGUGCCUUUCGGUACGACGUCAAGUCCCUUCUUGUUGACUGCGACUUUGCAGCACCAUCUACGGUCAGUGGACGAGCCCGAUAGAGACCUUGUUAACAAAUUAAUUGACGCAUUCUACGUCGACGAUCUGCUUCUUGGCGUAGCCAACGAUGAAGAAGGAAAGAAAAUCGUCCAAAAUGCUCAAGACCUCCUAGAGAAGGCAGGCAUGAAGUUAUCGAAAUGGACUUCAAAUUCAGCUGAGCUCCAAGACAUGUUCUUGAAUACAUGCGUUGGCAGCCUGAACGACGAGAAGCAGUUUUCAGAGCUGUCGCAGACCAAUGUCCUCGGUGUUGCGUGGGAUAGGCGCAGCGACAGGUUACGGUUCUCAGCGGAUCAUCUCAUGGAAGUAAUCUCUGACAUGAGAGACACCAAGAGGGCUAUAUUGGGAGCGUCCGCUAGGCUGUUCGACCCGUUAGGCUUCUUAUCCCCGUACACUAUCAGAGCUAAGAUGCUCUUCCAAGAGCUUUGGAAGGCGAAGCUGGAUUGGGAUACCAGAAUUCCUGACGAUUUGGCCAAGAAGUGGCAUGCGUGGCGCGCUGAGCUACCCGACCUACGGGACGUGUCCGUGCAACGAUGCGUACUCCCGGAGAGUGGUUCGGUACGGUACCAACUCCACAUCUUCACAGACGCCAGUCCAAGUGCCUAUGGAGCGUGUGCAUUCCUUCGAAGCACAAGUGACACCAUGGAGACGAAAGUGGUUCUACUCUUCGCCAAAUCACGCGUGGCGCCACUGAAAGUCAUCACGCUACCCAGACUAGAGCUACUGGGAGCUGUGGUUGGUGUUCGAAUCGGGAAAUUUCUACAUCAAGCACUGGCUCUACCGGAUGAGGAGAUGACUUUCUGGACAGACUCCACUAUUACACUGAGUUGGAUCCAGAGUAAAGCAAGCAGGUGGAAACCCUUCGUCAGAAACAGGGUAGCUGAGAUCCAAGAAAAGAGCAGUGUGCAGCAGUGGAGGCACUGCCCUGGGUAUGAGAACCCCGCGGACGCGGUGACGAGAGGACAAACUGUCAAGACGUUGUCUCGAAACAAACAGUGGUUUGAGGGGCCAUCUUGGCUUUCGAAGCCGGAGCAGUUUUGGCCGGAACAGCAUUAG
Messenger RNA from Ornithodoros turicata, 1734 nucleotides. RefSeq lists its product as uncharacterized. Lineage: Eukaryota; Metazoa; Arthropoda; Arachnida; Ixodida; Argasidae. The record is from RefSeq and is a predicted model, not a curated record. Bases 1 to 1734 code for a protein of 577 amino acids. The transcript has a single exon.